GACUCGGCAGCUAACGUUUCCAAAGGAAGAGAUACCCAUUUAUCUCAUUGUGGAGCCAGACUGUGCGUUACCACCAUGGCUCUUUACGAAUAUGUCACUCAGGACCAGCUCACGGGCUUCGACAAAUACAAGUACAGCGCAGUGGACUCGAAUCCCCUGUCUGUCUACGUCAUGCACCCUUUCUGGAACUUUGUGGUGAAGUUUCUACCAACAUGGUUGGCUCCGAACCUCAUUACAUUUACAGGCUUUAUGUUCCUUGUGUUGAAUUUCCUUAUGUUGGCCUUCUACGACUUUGACUUCACUGCCUCUGCUGCAGGACAUGUACACGUGCCUAGUUGGGUCUGGGUUUCUGCAGGGAUCUUCAACUUCUUGGCCUAUACACUCGAUGGUGUUGAUGGUAAACAGGCUCGCCGCACUAACUCCUCCACGCCACUAGGGGAGCUGUUUGACCAUGGCCUGGACAGUUGGGCCUGCAUCUUCUUUGUGGCCACCGUCUACUCCAUAUUUGGGCGUGGGGAAAGUGGCGUAAGCGUGGCCACACUGUACUACAUCCUGUGGGUUGUGCUGUUCUCAUUCAUUCUAUCUCACUGGGAGAAAUAUAACACGGGCAUCUUGUUUCUGCCAUGGGGAUACGACAUCAGUCAAGUGACAAUAUCCCUCGUUUAUCUGGUCACUGCUGUGGUCGGCGUGGAGACAUGGUACCAGCCAAUCCUGUGGCACUUCCUCUACAGAGACCUUUUCAGCUUUAUGAUCAUUGCCUGCUCCUUCACUGUGACUUUACCCAUGAGCCUCUUCAAUGUUCUGAAGGCUCACCGCAGUCACACUCUGAAGCACAGCAACCUGUACGAAGCCUUCCUGCCCUUCCUUUCUCCCGUCCUCCUCUUCGUCUUGUCCACCAUCUGGGUGGUCUUCUCUCCAUCCCAAAUCCUCGAGCUGCAGCCCAGGAUCUUCUACCUCAUGGUGGGGACAGCCUUCGCUAAUGUCACGUGUAAUCUGAUUGUGUGUCAGAUGAGUAACACACGUUGCCAGGCGCUGAGCUGGCUGUUGCUGCCCAUGACGCCGGUAGUGUUGUUAGCGGUGACCGGGGCGGUCGCCAAUGAGACCCUGCUGCUGUAUCUGUGGACAGCUGCUGUCAUACUAGCACACAUACACUACGGCCUCUCAGUGGUACAACAGCUAAGCAGCCACUUCGGCAUCUUGGCCUUCUCCCUGAAGAAGCCCAACAGUGACUGACAGGAGGGGGAACGAAUCGGUUUGAAAGAAGCAGAGGUUUAAGCUCCUCCCAUCCUCGGCUUAUCGACACUUCACUCUCAUCACCUCGGAAACCACAUCCCCUCGCCUCCCCACCAUCCAUGAGGAUACUGCAAGAGGAAUGGACUGUGUUUCCACUGUCCCCAAAAACACACACACACACAUACUCGCACACACAUCCCCAAACAAACUCUGGUCUCUGCGGUGGGGGCAGGCCCAGGGGCUCUGGCUUCCGUCAUUGGUGAUUGGCUAACUUGGUUGAGCCAACGAGGUGCAAUUGUUUCCUACGGAAAUGUGCUUCAGUCAUGAGGACAGGAGCCAUGAAAACACACACACACACACACACACACACACACACACACACACACACACACACAUGUACAGAUAAUUUAUAUCUCGUGGCAGGUAUUUCAAAUACAAACACAGCCACACACAAACACAAACAAACAGUUGCACUCACAUAGUAUUAUGAAUGUAUAAUAUGCCUUGGGGAAACGCCAUUUAAGUUUAAUUAUAUUAACAGGAAUGCCUCGAGUAGUGUUGUUUCAAACCUGACCAAACCUCUAAAUUGUGGCUCAUAUAUCACAGCUGUUUAAAGGUUCAGUCACCUUUUUUAUCAUGGGAUGAUUUUCAGUCUGAUAUAUCCCAGCGAUAUAAGUUAAUAGCUAUAUCUAUGUGUGUGUGGUGUGUG
Cottoperca gobio is the source of this 1942-nucleotide messenger RNA. RefSeq names its product selenoprotein I (gene selenoi). The transcript has 10 exons. Gene Ontology annotation, cellular component: Golgi apparatus; endoplasmic reticulum membrane. The record is from RefSeq and is a predicted model, not a curated record. Gene Ontology annotation, molecular function: ethanolaminephosphotransferase activity. Lineage: Eukaryota; Metazoa; Chordata; Actinopteri; Perciformes; Bovichtidae. Gene Ontology annotation, biological process: phosphatidylethanolamine biosynthetic process.